AUGCCAGAGGGCAGGUCCCCCAUCAGCCCUAGCAGCUCCGCCCAGGCCCCCUGGAGCGACCAGCUCUCGCCGCGCAGACCGCCACAGCGGUCCAACACAGGACAGUCCGACGCCGGCUCUUCCUACCACUCGCACUUCGUCUCCGCCGACGACACCGACGACGCCGCUGGCCAGCUCGGCGUCGGCAUCGCCAGGAUGAACACGGCCGACUCCGCCGAGGGCUCCUCCUCCUCGCGACUAGACCACGGCGCCAGACGCUCGCCCGUCGGGCCCAUGCCACCGGGCGCCUUCAGGUCCAGCUCGCGUGCCUCGUCGCACGAGGGCGGCGGUGGCGGUGGCGGUGGCGGUGGCGCAGGGUCGCGCUCGCACUCGCCGGCACCCGGCUCCGACGUCGCAGCCCUUCGGCAGCAAGACAGGGCGGAGCUGUCGCCCAGCCCUUCGCUCAACGUACCCGGCGAGGGCAACGAAGCGAGGGGAAGGCGGCGAGCGGACACCGACAGGAUCAAGAGCCGCGCCGUCGACCCGGGCUGGAGCUGGGAACAGGAGAAGGAGAAGCACGAGGGUGCUGCCGCCGCCGGCUUGACCUCAUCCCCACAGCAGGCCAGCGGCGCAGCUCGAGAGGGGGUCGCACCGGUGCCUGGCCCCGGCCCACACCUUCCGCGCCGCGCCUCCUCGCGACCCAUGCCGCGGAUCGACACCAGCGGGCAGGCCAACGGCAGCAGCCACGCGGCCGCCAGAAAGGGUUCCCACAGUGCGCUGCCUUCGCCCGACGGCGGGCCGAUGCCCGGAUCCAGCAUCGCCUUGGUGCAGAGCGGAAUGUCGGAUGGCAGCGCGGGCCAGGUGCCGUCCUCGGGCAACGCCGGCGGCGGAGGAGCGUCCGGCAGCCAGUCGCAGCUCAGCAGCAAGGAGCGCGGCCACUCGAGCCGCAAGGAGCAGAGCUGCCGCGCGUGCGGCAAGGUCAUGACGGGCCAGUUUGUGCGCGCCCUCGGCAGCGUCUACCACCUGGACUGCUUCCGAUGCAAUGACUGCAACAAGGUGGUGGCGGCCAAGUUCUUCCCGGCGACGGACGACAUGGUCGACUCGGCCGGCACGGGCAAGCUGUUCCCGCUGUGCGAGACCGACUACUUCCGGCGGCUCGACCUGAUCUGCGCAAAGUGCGGCGGCGCGCUGCGCGGCAGCUACAUCACCGCGCUGGGCAAAAAGUUCCACGUCGAGCACUUCACCUGCUCCGUCUGCCCGACCGUCUUUGGCCCGCAGGACAGCUACUACGAGCACGACAGCCAGGUCUUCUGCCAUUUCCACUACAGCACCCGCUUCGCCAUCAAGUGCACCGGCUGCAAGACGGCCAUCCUCAAGCAGUUUGUCGAGAUCAAUCGCAACAACAACGACGAGCACUGGCACCCCGAGUGCUACAUGAUCCACAAGUUCUGGAACAUCAAGCUGUGUCCGACCGGCUCGACGCCGCGCGAGGGCGUCGCCAGCGAGCCGACGACGGUGCCGUCGGCGCCGGAGCCGUCCAACUCGGGCGUGGCGCCGACGCUCUCGGUGGCGGCCGACGCGAUGCCCACCGUCGACGCCCUCGAGAUCGAGGCCAAGGAGACGCCGUCGAGCCUCAAGCAGAAGCAGAAGCGGAUGGAGGAGCGCGUCUACCGCAUCUGGACGGUGCUCUCGGCGUUCGAGGAGAGCUCGGCCGCCUGCAUCUCCGAGAUGCUGCGCCACGUCAGCAGCGGCCGCUACCUCGGCGGCGUGCGGAUGGCCGAGCGCUUCAUCCUCCACGUCGAGGUCCUCUUCUCGGCCAUCGACGACCUCGAGGCGCACUUCCGGCGCGAGGAGGCCAAGGGCAUCUCGCACAUCCGCGAGGCGCGCAUGCUGUGCAAGAAGAUCGUCAACUUCUUCUCGCUCCUCUCGCACACGCAGGAGACGGGCGCGCGGCGGAUGGGCAUCACUCAGGAGCUGCUCUCGCUCGUCACGGGCCUCGCCCACUACCUCAAGAUCCUCAUCCGCAUCGCCCUCACCGGCGCGCUCAAGCUCGACCGCGAGUACGGCAACGACGGCGCGCUCGGCUGGUUCCUCAGCCAGCUCGCCUUUUCGGCCAAGCUCGGGGGCUCGCAGAACGACGACCAGCAGUUUGCCUCGCUCGACACCAACGCCGUCGGACCGGACGGCAAGUGGUACGGCUACCGCAGCCUGCCGCGGAGCACCAGCUCCGGAUCCUCAGAGACCGGCGAGACGGCCACCGACCUCUGCGUCGCCUGCGGGCAGACGGUCGAGGAAGAGUGCCUCCGGAUGGGCGUCAACCUACGGUGGCACUCGAAUUGCCUCAAGUGCAAGGGCUGCAAGCGGCCGGCCAUCCGCGAAGGCCUGUCGUCCAAGAAGCCCGCCGAGCCCAAGGCCGACGCGCCCGAGCCGCUGCCGGCGUCGCAGUUUGGCCUCGACGUCGUCCGGCGUGCCCCACAAGAGUCGAGUGGUGGCGUCGGCCCCGGUGCCGGUGCAGGGCGGCCCCCGGCCCUGACCUACGCGUGCUUCUGCCCUAGCUGCGUCCACGCAGCUGUGGGCCAGCUGCGGUCAGGCUUCGAGUCGGUCACGCGCCUCGAGCAGUACGCAUUCCUCCUCCGCGUCGCCCUCAACCGCCUGUUUGCGCUGCUGCGAAAGCGCGGCGUGGUGCCCCCCUCGCCGCCAACGGCCCCUGUCACGCUGCGCGACGCAUCGCACAAGGACGCGGCGGCAUCGGUCGGCGGCCAGGAUGCCGGUCGCGGCAGCGGGGCCAGCGGUGCCGACGGCGACGGCGACGGCGACAACGGCGUGUCGAUGCACGAGGCCUACCGCGACUCGCAGGACAUCAAGCGGAUGAAGUCGGUCAACCUCGACCGCAAGCUCUCGACCAAGGCCAAGGUGCCGCGCAUCUCGACGAUCGUCGGCAGCCCCUCGGGCCGGCAGACUCAGACUUCGGACAUGCAGCGGCCCUCGCCCACCGAGCUCGCCAGCCAGCAGCUCGAGUCGCGUCGCUCGCCAAGGUCCGCCAGCCCAGGAUCCUCGCGUGGCGACCGCAGCUCGCCCCGACCCCAGGCGUCUUCGCGGGAGCCGUCGCCGAGCGGGCGGGAUCCGAGGCUGUACCAGCCGUCGAUGCAGAGCCAGCAGGCGAUCGCCGCGUCGCAGCAGCAGCACGUCCAGCAGCAGCAGCAGCAGCAGCACUUCCGCGGCCGAGGCACCCAGCCGACGCCGGCCCAGCAGCAGCAGCAGGCGGUGCCAUCGAUCCAGCAGCCCCCCUCGACGCCGACGGCCUCGUCGAUGCAGCGCGGCGCGUCGCCCGCCGCACCCGAGCCGGGCUCCAUCGUGCCCAUCCGGCCGCCGUUUGCGCGCCACAACACCGACGUGCGCAUCCGCGAGGACGGUCCGAUGCGGCAGCCCUCGGGCGACGAGAUGGCCAAGUCGGCCCCUAGCGAGGACGGCAUCACGCUGGCCGACAUCCCGCACAUCCUCGAGGCGGAGCAGGCGCGCGAGCAGCACCGGCCCAUACCCAACGAGGGCGCCCGCACCAUCUCGGAGCUCUCGGCGCUCGAGCUGUUUAUCGUCAAGCACAUGGCCGUCAUGAUGCUGCAGCAGUCGGCGCUCAAGGACAUGGUCAACCUCGACGACCUGAUCGAGUUCAUCGAGACGCGCAAGAACACGUUCUGGGGCAAGUUCUUCAAGGGCGGCAAAGACAAGAAGGAGAUCAAGAAGAAGGGCGUGUUUGGUAUUCCGCUCGAGAUCCUCGUGGAGCGCAACGGCGCCGACUCGACGCUCGGCGCCAGCGCCGCACACCUCCGCGUGCCGUCGUUUAUCGACGACAUCAUCUCGGCCAUGAAGCAGAUGGACCUGUCGGUCGAGGGCAUCUUCCGAAAGAACGGCAACAUCCGCCGGCUCAAGGAGCUCUCCGAGGCCCUCGACCGCGACAGCUCGCAGGUCAACCUGCUCGACGACAAUCCGGUGCAGCUGGCGGCGCUGCUCAAGAAGUUCCUACGCGAGCUGCCGGAUCCGCUGAUGACGUUCAAGCUGCACCGGCUGUUUGUCAUGUCGCAGAAGCUCGAGUCGGAGGACGAACGGCGCCGGAUCCUGCACAUGGUGACGGUGCUGCUGCCCAAGAGCCACCGCGACACGAUGGAGGUGCUCUUCGCCUUUCUCAAGUGGGUUGCCUCAUUUUCGCACAUUGACGAGGAGACUGGCAGCAAGAUGGACCUGCCCAACCUGGCCACCGUCAUCUGCCCCAACAUCCUGUACUCGAAGGGCACCGACCCGGCCAAGGACGAGACGUUCCUGGCCAACCGCGCCGUCAGCUACCUGCUCGAGAACCAGGACGACUUCUGGACGGUGCCCGAGGAGCUCGAGGCGGUCCUCUACGACCGGGAGCUGCUCAGCGCGUCGGCCGAGCUGACGUCGCGCGACAUCCUCAAAAAGUGUGAAAAGUACGCCAAGCGGCAGCGGGUGCCCGGCGUCAACGGGCCGCGCGGCACGGGCAACGGGCCCUUCCACGCUGGCGAGAUGACGAACCGACAUCGGCCAGACAUGCACCCGCCGACGACGAUGCGGCAGAUCCAGAUGGAGAGCCACAGCUACCGCGGCAGCAGCAACAACCACAGCGGCAGCAGCGGCAGCAACGGCAUCGGCACCGGCCACGCGCCCCACGCCCAGCAGCUCGGUGCUGGCAACGCCUACUCGCGCAGCCCGGACAGCGGUGGGCCGUGGUCGGCGGGCAGCGGCGGGGCGGCCAACUUUUCCAGUCCGACGGACAGGCUGCCGCCGUCGAGCCAUGCGACGCCGCAGAAGCCGUCGACGUUUGGGCCGGGCGGCCACGGCGGGCAGCCGCCGCGGACGCCGACGCAGCUCAACGGUCCGGGCCUGCCGUCGGUCUCUGGGCAUCCGCAGCAGCAGCAACCGCAGCAGCCGCAGCAGCCGGGGCAGGCGCACCACAACAACCAUCAUCACCACCAUGCGGCGGCGAGCUACGGCUCGGGCCAGCAGCCGUCGACGCCGCAGGGCUUCUACCCUCGCAGCGGCACGCCCUCGGACGGCGGCGAGCGGAAUCGCAACAUGCCGGUCGAGCAGCGGUCGAGCUGA
Molecule: messenger RNA, 5094 nt
Organism: Pseudozyma flocculosa PF-1
Lineage: Eukaryota; Fungi; Basidiomycota; Ustilaginomycetes; Ustilaginales; Ustilaginaceae
Exons: 4
Coding region: 1-5094 (1697 amino acids)
Biological process (GO): signal transduction; actin cytoskeleton organization
Cellular component (GO): cytoplasm
Source: RefSeq, a predicted model, not a curated record